Molecule: messenger RNA, 4189 nt
Organism: Odocoileus virginianus texanus
Lineage: Eukaryota; Metazoa; Chordata; Mammalia; Artiodactyla; Cervidae
Source: RefSeq, a predicted model, not a curated record
CGGGCGGGGUGCAGUGCCUACCGAGCGCCCUCCAGAGCGCGGUCUCCGGCCUGUUCACGAUGGACGACCACGACAGCCCCCCGACCCCCAAGGGCUCCCUCCGAAAGUUCCUGGAGCAACUCUCCGGAGCUGGCAAGGCCAUCGGCGUGCUGACCAGCGGCGGGGAUGCCCAAGGCAUGAACGCUGCUGUCCGGGCCGUCGUGCGCAUGGGGAUAUAUGUGGGCGCCAAGGUGUACUUCAUCUAUGAGGGCUACCAGGGCAUGGUGGAUGGCGGCAGCAACAUUGUGGAAGCCGACUGGGAGAGCGUCUCCAGCAUCCUGCAAGUGGGAGGGACCAUCAUCGGCAGUGCCCGCUGCAAGGACUUCCGUUCUCGGGAAGGCCGCCUGAAGGCCGCGUGUAACUUGGUUCAGCUGGGCAUCACCAGCCUGUGUGUGAUUGGCGGGGACGGCAGCCUCACCGGGGCCCACAUCUUCCAGACAGAGUGGAGCGGGCUGCUGGGAGAGCUGGCCCGAGACGGCAAGAUCACCACAGAGCAGGUGCAGAAGCACGGGCACCUCAACGUGGUGGGGAUGGUGGGCUCCAUCGACAACGAUUUCUGCGGCACCGACAUGACCAUCGGCACGGACUCAGCCCUACACCGCAUCAUCGAGGUGGUGGACGCCAUCAUGACGACCGCCCAGAGCCACCAGCGGACCUUCGUCCUGGAGGUGAUGGGGAGACACUGCGGGUACCUGGCCCUGGUGAGCGCCCUGGCCUGCGGGGCCGACUGGGUCUUCCUUCCCGAGUCCCCACCGGAGGAAGGCUGGCAGGAAAACAUGUGCGUCAAGCUCUCAGAGAACCGUGCCCGGAAGAAAAGGUUGAACAUCAUCAUUGUGGCUGAAGGGGCCAUCGACACCCAGAACAAGCCUAUCACCUCGGAGCAGAUCAAGGAGCUCGUGGUCACGCAGCUGGGCUAUGACACACGAGUGACCAUCCUUGGACACGUGCAGAGAGGAGGGACGCCGUCAGCCUUUGACCGGAUUCUGGCCAGCCGCAUGGGGGUGGAGGCCGUGGUUGCCCUCCUGGAGGCCAGCCCCGAGACCCCAGCUUGUGUGGUGUCACUGAGUGGGAACCAGGCGGUGAGGCUGCCACUGAUGGAGUGCGUACAGAUGACCCAGGAGGUACAAAAGGCAAUGGAUGAGAGGAGAUUUAAGGACGCCGUGCAACUCCGAGGAAGGAGCUUCGAGAGCAACCUCAACACCUACAAGCGGUUGGCCAUCAAGUUGCCGGACUCCGAGAUCCCAAACAGCAACUGCAAUGUGGGCGUCGUGAACGUGGGUGCGCCUGCCGCCGGCAUGAAUGCAGCCGUGCGCGCUGCCGUGCGCGUAGGCAUCUCCGAGGGGCACAAGAUGUUCGCCGUGUAUGAUGGAUUCGAGGGCUUCGCCAAAGGCCAGAUAAAGGAAAUUGGCUGGGGAGAUGUCGGAGGCUGGACGGGCCAAGGCGGCUCCAUCCUUGGGACAAAACGCACCCUCCCUGGGAAGUACCUGGAAGACAUCGCGGCGCAGAUGCGAACCCACAGCAUCAACGCACUCUUGAUCAUUGGUGGAUUCGAGGCCUACCUGGGGCUGCUGGAGCUGUUGGCCGCCCGGGAGAAGCACGAGGAGUUCUGUGUCCCCAUGGUCAUGGUCCCUGCCACCGUCUCCAACAACGUGCCCGGCUCCGACUUCAGCAUCGGGGCGGACACCGCCCUCAACACCAUCACUGAUUUUCUGUACUAAAAAGCCUUCCGGCGUGGCCUUGGCCGGUGUCCGCGUGCUGGACCUCCUCACCCGUGUGCCCGCCCCUUGUGCCCCCGGGGAUGCCGUCUGUGCUUCUGCUGCCGUGGGACUAACUCAGCCUCUGACCGCUCGCUGCUCAAGGUCUGAGUUGAAAGGUCGUGUGUCAUUACUGCUCCCGCGUAGCUGGGUCUGAGUGCUCUCGCCACGCUUGCAGUAGAAGCAGCCGGAGUUCAUGUCCUGAUUGUCGCCUGAUGAGACCCCGGGGGUGGCAGGCGCUCCGGGGGCGGUCGUUGGUGGGUCCUGACCAGGAUCGGUGUGUGUCCCCUGUGACCUUCCACACACUCUCAGCAGGACAGGGUGCUCCCACUUAUUCAUCCAAGGCUCCUCUGCUAUGAAGAGUUACUUUUCCAAGUGAUAGAGAGUUCCUACACGUGGGUUGUUGAAAAUCUGAAAACUAGGACAGGUCUGGGGAAAUUCCACGUGGUCCUGCUUCCCUUCAAGGGGUUUUGAGAUUUAUUACAUGGCCCUUAACACUCAGGCUUUUCUCUACUGGAGCUUCUCGGAGCCGGGGUCACUGUUGGUGAUGGGCCAGGGCCGCCCCACAAAUUGGGGUUGCUGCUCUGCUGCUAAGUUCGUGCCCAGUGGUCAGGCGGUGGUUGGGAUGACCCUGUGCUGGGCCUGAUCAGUGGGUCCUGGAGCUGGGGGAUGGGAGGCCAACUGGCUCCUCAGCUUGUGUGUGUUGAGCCGCAGUGCAGUUCAGUCUCUCAGGAGGCCUGGGUUUGGUUGGCCCUCGGCUGGGCCAGGCACAUUCAAGAAAGGGGCAGCAGGCAGGACCGUGCUGGCCCGAGGGUCAUUGUUCCCGAGCCACCCUGGGAAGCAGGAGGCUCUUGGGCUUCCAGAGCCAGCUCAGCGUCUGUUUGUCUGUCUGGUCCGCCGUGCUCUCAGGACAGGCCUCUGUGGCCCGGGAUCUGGGGUCUGGAUGGUGGCAUUGCCACCUCCUGGCCUCAGGGACAGCCCCAGGCACCUCCUGUCCCAGCCGCACUCUUCCACUCACAGGCCAGGGUGGUCUGGUGGUGACUUUGUCCCCAAAGUCUGCGAUAUUUGGGGGCACCCUGGCCGUCAGAACUGGGCGGCAGGGGGUGGGGAGGUGGGGCAUGGUGUCUGGUGAGUAUCAGCCUGGAUGCUGCUGACCCCGUGAUGUCAGGAUGACCCCACAGCCUGGGGUCCUCAGCUGGAAUAUCCCAGGGGGCCGAGGGGGUGAACCCUGAGGUGGCCUGGUGUCGUCAGGUGGCACAUCCUCUGGACACUUAACCCUUGUCCUCACGUCCCCUCCUCGUCAGUCUGUGUGCUGAGCUUAUGGAUGCGUUCCUGGAAACAGAUCCCAGGGGACUUACUCCAUCACGAGGUGCCAGGGUCCUGGGGGUAGCACUGGUCCUCAGGGCUCGAGUUCAGAGAGUCCGAAACCAAAGCAGGGGCUGUGUCUCCUCCUCUGGGCCACACACUGGUCCCCUUCAGAGCCACAGCUGACAUGAGCUCAAUGCUGCCCAGGCGGCUGGCUCACCCAGCAUUGCCCCCAGGACCCUGGGCUUAUGUCCUAGGUAGGGUUCUCCUGGCUCUGAGUGUCCGUCUCAUUUUCCAGAGAUCAGAGGAAAAGCAGGGAGUGAUGGGGGUCAGAGAGAGGGUGGGAAGAAUGUACAGGUGGAGAACCGCCGUCAGAUUUCAAGGUGUCAGCGUCCUGCCCACCUCCUGUGCUGGGUGCCCCCCACCCAAAGCAUCCUGCGGGGUGCAGACAGCCUGGGAGCCCGUCUAACCACAGGGCUCACCACCCCUCCAUCCAGCAGGCAUCCAGGCAGCCCCACGGUGGCCCUGAGCUGCAUGGGGGCUGGGGAGAUUCCCCGUGGGGAUCUGGGCUGGACUGCGUGGGGGGUGGUUGAGGACGGUGGUGGGGCACAGGGCUGGUGAGCAACCCCCUGAACUUCUUCAUGGCCGCUCCCUGGACUCACCCAGUGUGGGCCCACCGUCCACACCUCCUAGGGCCAUAGCCCCCAGAACCCAGCCUGUCUGGGAGUCUGGGGAUGGAAGUGGCAGGGCCAGCAGAGAGCCACGCUUUCCGGAAAGCCCGGAUCAUCCUGCCGGGAAUUUCCCCUCACAAGGCAUUGGAAAUGGCUCCAAGUGGGAGCAAUAAAGAUGGGGCAGAGGCUGGGUUCUGUGAGCAUGGCCAUGGGGCACUGUGGCCUCAGGGGUGGGUGGUGGACUGGGACACUAACAAGCUACUUGCACUAACGCGGAGGUGGGAGGUCUGGGCCCUGGUCGUGUGCUUGAGAGCAGCCUGCUUUUCUGACAUCGGAGCCCAACGGUUUCCCGGGGAUCCUGAAUCCCGCCCUGGGCUCUCUGUGAGGGUCACACAGCCGGGGCGGAGGGGGCUCUGUGGG